This is a messenger RNA of Brettanomyces bruxellensis, 1068 nucleotides long. RefSeq lists its product as uncharacterized. Gene Ontology annotation, molecular function: ATP binding; mevalonate kinase activity. Gene Ontology annotation, cellular component: cytoplasm. The record is from RefSeq and is a predicted model, not a curated record. Bases 1 to 1068 code for a protein of 355 amino acids. The transcript has a single exon. Lineage: Eukaryota; Fungi; Ascomycota; Pichiomycetes; Pichiales; Pichiaceae. Gene Ontology annotation, biological process: ergosterol biosynthetic process; isoprenoid biosynthetic process.
AUGGCGCCAAAGAGCGAUACGCCACAUGUGUUACCACCAAAGAAUCUUGACCCAGAAUUAAUUAGUGAUCUUGGUCCAUUACUUUCGGCUAUAGACUCUCCUCUUCAUUAUGGAGCUGCUUAUGCAUUCCUUUAUCUUUUCGUUUCUUUAUGCCCCAGAAGUACUCCUGGGGGUUUAACGUUCACUAUGAGAUCAACCCUUCCAAUAGGGGCAGGUCUAGGUUCCUCUGCUUCUAUGUCUGUUUGCCUUGCAUCAGCAUUUGGAUAUAUUGGAGGCCAUAUUAAGGAGGCGACAUUUUACCGGGAUAGUAAAAUAACAAACGAUUCCGAUGAAUGCAACUUUAUCGAUAAAUGGUCAUUCAUGGGGGAAAAAUGCAUUCAUGGAAACCCAAGUGGGAUUGAUAACGCAGUCGCUUCACACGGCGGUGCAGUGAUGUUUCAAAGAAGAGGUAACUCUCUCCCAAGUGUCAGAACAGCAAUGAGAAAUUUGCCACCGAUGAAUCUCCUUCUUACCAAUACCAAAACUCCCAGAAGAACUGCGACAUUAGUGGCAAACGUUUCUAAGCUUGUGGCAGACUAUCCUAAGAGUACGGCUCAUAUAUUAGAUGCUAUGGAAGAUAUAGCUAGAGAAGCAUAUAAUCUGAUGCUUAGACCAUUUUUAAAUGCCAAUGGUAAGGAUGAACUUUUAAAGUUAAUUAGGAUUAAUCAUGGGCUGCUUGUUUCACUUGGUGUUUCACAUCCAAAUUUGGAACGUAUUAAAUUAAAUUGUGACGAACUGCAUGUUGGUGAGACAAAGCUUACCGGUGCUGGUGGAGGUGGUUGUGCUAUUACGCUUUUGAGAGAUGGCAUUAAGCCAGAAGUUCUGACAGAAUUGGAAAACAGACUCGAAAAACUAGGAUUCGAAAGCUUUAAAGCGACGCUGGGCGGAAAAGGUGUUGGAUUACUGACAACCAACGAUUCUGCUCUUUUAAAAAACAUGACGGUGAAGAAUUUUAUUAAUUUCAAAUCAAGAGACAAUAUUGAAGAAUCCAUUGGAUGCACUUAUGUGGGAGAUUGGAGAUAUUGGUGA